Molecule: messenger RNA, 795 nt
Organism: Adelges cooleyi (spruce gall adelgid)
Lineage: Eukaryota; Metazoa; Arthropoda; Insecta; Hemiptera; Adelgidae
Exons: 6
Coding region: 279-659 (126 amino acids)
Source: RefSeq, a predicted model, not a curated record
UUAACUAACAACAGGUGUUCUGAGACCUUAUAGAUCACGGUUCAGCUUGUUAAUGUGCCUAUUUCUGGAUACGACGAAUCCAUUUGCCGUGCCACAAGCAGUAACCAUACUUGCUCAUACUUGACGCCAACCUUCAGACUCCAAGUAUUUAAUCAUAUUUACGGUAACCUCGGUAACCCGGUAGACAACGCUACAAGACAUAUCUGCUAAAACUGUCACUAGAGCACUCGGUUUCUCCUGGGUCAGGCGCUUUGCAGUUCCACUUCAAAUCUGACACGAUGACACCAACUGACUUUGUUCUCGUUUUGUGCGUACUGUCGGUAUUUUCGGGUACAAACGUUUGUAACGCCGUACGGCCAGGACCAGUUAAGGAUGACAUUGUUGUUUUUUUCGAACAACCAAAUGCGUAUCCUAUCAAGUAUAACGGUAAAACUGGGGAUGAAAGUAAUUUGAAUCUAGCAAGGGGCAGGCGUAUUGCAACUAUGACCCCAGAACAUGCACAAUACCGUAGUUUCGCACCUCUAGCUAAUGAGGACGGGACGUUUGAUAAAAACAUUGCUGUUGCAAUUGGUGAUAUUUAUAUACAAGCCUUAAUAGAAAGUAAAAUUGAAAAAGAUCUCAAAGAAUUGAGAGAUGCUCCUUCGGGAAGUUCAAGUUAACGAUACUCUAACAAUUUUUUGUUUAAUGUUUUAUGCACUCACAUAGUAAUAGUCCACAAUUAUUAUAUUUUUGUCAACACUCAUAUUGUUUCUGUAUUAUCUGAAUUGUUAUAUUUAAUAAAACAAAGCUUAAAAA